Messenger RNA from Mytilus trossulus (common blue mussel), 354 nucleotides. RefSeq lists its product as uncharacterized. Lineage: Eukaryota; Metazoa; Mollusca; Bivalvia; Mytilida; Mytilidae. Bases 1 to 354 code for a protein of 117 amino acids. The transcript has 3 exons. Gene Ontology annotation, biological process: negative regulation of membrane protein ectodomain proteolysis; negative regulation of endopeptidase activity. The record is from RefSeq and is a predicted model, not a curated record. Gene Ontology annotation, cellular component: extracellular matrix. Gene Ontology annotation, molecular function: metalloendopeptidase inhibitor activity; protease binding.
AUGGCUAAGACGUCUUUGAAAAUUCUCCUUGCGAUUAUUGUUCUAGCCUUUGUAACAGGCAGUGUCCACGGGUGUUCGUGUUUUGGCAAUCCACACCCUCAAGAUCAAUUUUGCUCAGCAGCUUACGUAUUAUAUGGCAGAGUUAUCAAGCAAACCUUCAUACCUGGCCCACCUGAUGAUAUUGCUAAUAACUAUGCGAUCUGGAAAUAUACUGUCAACAUUCUCUUCAAAAUGAAGGGAAUUACUGAAGAAGUAGGUUCUGAGGUAGUGAUACAGUCUGCAGGAAAUAGGGCGCUCUGUGGAACAAGCUUGCCGGUCGGAAAGUCAUUAAUUCUAAUGGGUAAUUACAUGUAA